Equus quagga is the source of this 2161-nucleotide messenger RNA. RefSeq names its product biogenesis of lysosomal organelles complex 1 subunit 3 (gene BLOC1S3). Gene Ontology annotation, cellular component: BLOC-1 complex. Bases 124 to 726 code for a protein of 200 amino acids. The transcript is spliced from 2 exons. The record is from RefSeq and is a predicted model, not a curated record. Lineage: Eukaryota; Metazoa; Chordata; Mammalia; Perissodactyla; Equidae.
GCCCGCUCCCCCUGCUCCCCUAUUGGUUGGGGCUGCCUCUCUCCAUCUCCCUCGGUGAAGACGCCGCGCUUCGGCUGGGUAGCUGAUCCCGCAGGUUCGGAGCUUCGGUGACCCGCUCGGCGCAUGGCGUCCCAGGGUCGUCGGCGGAGGCCGCCGCGGAGGCCCGAGACGGUGGUGCCGGGGGAGGCGGCCGAGACGGACUCGGAGCUCUCCGCGUCCUCAUCGGAGGAGGAGGAGCUGUACCUGGGCCCCUCGGGCCCGACGCGCGGCCGCCCCACGGGGCUGCGGGUGGCCGGGGAGGCCGCGGAGACCGACUCGGAGCCGGAGCCGGAGCCGACGGCCGCGCCGAGGGACCUGCCUCCGCUGGUGGUGCAGCGGGACACGGCGGGGGAGGCCUGGGCCGCGGAGGAGGUCCCGGCGCCCGCCCCCGCGCGCUCGCUGCUGCAGCUCCGGCUGGCCGAGAGCCAGGCGCGGCUGGACCACGACGUGGCGGCCGCCGUGAGCGGCGUGUACCGCCGCGCGGGCCGCGACGUGGCCGCCCUGGCCGGCAGGCUGGCGGCCGCCCAGGCGGCGGGGUUGGCGGCGGCCCACAGCGUGCGCCUGGCGCGAGGGGACCUCUGCGCGCUGGCCGAGCGCCUGGACAUCGUGGCCGGCUGCCGCCUGCUGCCCGACAUCCGCGGCGUGCCGGGGACCGAGCCGGAGCAAGACCCGGGACCGCGGGCCUAGCCGUGACCCACUGCACCGCUGGACUCUGCGCCCUGGGGAUAGGCCUUGCGGCCUAGGACCUGGCUUCGUACCCUGUGAAGCCCCCUCGCAUCUCCCUGUCACUCUCAGGACUAACCCCGCCCCCUGUAUAAUACUGUGUGUCAGGUGGAUAAUGGGUUCAUCUUCUGGCGUGUAGCCCAGCCCUCCCCUGCCCCUUGCAUCUGUUCCUUCCUCUGGUCCUGGCCCUGCUCCCUGGUUCCGAGCCUGUCUCUAAGGCUUGGCUCCAGCCCCUGGCUAACUAGCCGCUCCUUGAUGUGUCUCCAUCCUGGGGCUCCGUGCUCCACCUUUUCCUUGCUCUCUGCCUGUCUGAGUUUGCCUUCUUCCCACAGGAAUCCCAGAAUCACAGCAGAUUCUCUGGCAUCUUCCUUCACUCCCUUGGCUCUGCCUCCCAUGCUAGCUCCACUUCUGGAAUUUUGUCCCGCUGGGCUGGGCCCUUUUUCUGCUCACCUGGCUUGGCUCUGUUUCCCUCUCCUCGUUCUAGUUCUUGCUCUGCCGUCUCCUGGCUCCUCCUCAGACUUAGCUCCAAUCCCUCGGCCUGAUCUUGUAUCCUGGAUCCAGCUGUCCCCCUAGGAUUGGUUUUGCUUCUUUUUGCUUUUCGCAUCCUGCUUGGACUACCUACCUGAUCCUGGGCUCCAAAGGCCCCCUGUGGUUUCCUUCCUCAGGCCCAAGAUGAGGCCCCCUACCGACCCAAAGGGGUGGUCCUCCUGACUCUCCAGGCCAGGGUGGCGCCUUCUGCCCAAGCUCCAGAUACAAGCUGGGCCUCUUCCUGACUCUCCAGGACCAGGGUGGCACGCUUCAGGCACUCAGGGCCCAGUACAGCCCUGCCCUGGUACUUUGGACGCCAGAUGACAGCCCUUUGCAGAUAAGGAUCACAUGCCUGGUCCGUGCAUGCUAAACCCCUGGAUCUGUCGGCCCCUGCAUGCUAAAAGGACUUGGAUUUCUGAAUUGUGUCAGUGUCGGGGCUUAGCUCCCUCUUUCUGCCCCUUCCCUUCUGCUCCCUCUUCUGGUCCCAUUCACAUUUCCUCCCCACCCCCAACUCUGUUAUCCCAGGCGGAAGCUGAGAUCUGAGCCCCCAGGAUGGAGAUGUGGGGAAAAGCACUUUAUAGCGGACUCAUUAAAACUCAAAACAAUUACUGAUGUGCUCAACUCCUCUUGAAUCCCCACCUAAGCUGGGGGUGGGUCGGUUGGUGAUUUCGAGAAUGCGGUCCCACGAGAGGGCCCUAAGCUUUCUGCCCUGGCUUUGCAUUUAUUUGUAUUUCAUUCAUUGGACACACAUUCACUGGCCUGUUUUGUGCCUGUCCUGUGCUGGGCACUGGGGGGGGCAACAGCCCGUCCGGGCCCUCACAGAGCCGACAGUCCACUGGGGGAGACAGACAUUAAUAAAAUAUUCUGGUAA